GGACUCGAGCCUACGUAUCGGUCUCUAUGUAUUAUUGCAGAGGAUCUUGAUCCGUAGCUCGGUUCACACACGCAUAGGGCUGCCUCCAAAUGCCCUCCUAUUUAUAUAUCUAUAAGAUUUAGUGUGCCUACAAAGCCACACACCUUUGUUCUCUGAUAUUUUCUUGAUCAUUCCCAAAACACAUCGUUAAGUAGCUAGGCCGUGUAGUGAUCAGCACUGGUAGUGGUUGGUGCUGCACAAGGCUACAACAAUCUAGAGGAGAACUAAGGUAAUAACAAGUUUUGUCCUCUCAGCAGGUCGAUUUACGUCCUCCCCAUGGCGGCGGAAAUGGUGGGAAUGUUGGGUUCAGCCUUAGCUCAGGAGGGCGUGAACGGAGUGUCAUCGUACAUAGCAAGCAAGCUUGAGGAUAACGCGUCCAGAGCACACAUCAUGGCGAGGCUCGAGAUGGCACUGUCGCAGUUGGAGUUUGCUCUCGAGAGGACCGGGAAGCUGCCAAUCACAUACAUCUCGCUGCUUCGUCGCAUGAAGAUGUUCAAGAGUGCGUACAUCGAGGGCACAGACCUGCUCAACAAGCACAAGCUGCUAGUUGUACAAGACAGGCAGCAAGAAGCGGGACAAGCGGUAACGCGCUACCCCUUCCUUGAACGGAUUUGUCGUGCUAAAAAUCUGCCCAUCUCAUCUCUCCUUGGCUUGAACAAGGAUUACUUGAGUGCUUCUGUUGUCCAAAUAUUUGAAUGGUACGCAACUUGUGCUGACAAGUUUGUAACCGACGUGGAGUCCGGCUGCCCACUCCGCCGCGACACCUUUCGCUACCCCCUUGUCCGGCGACUUCUUGAAGGGAAAACUCUCCAGUAUGAAACGGUGAAUGCAAGGCAACUGCACAGUUUUUUCAUAUGGCCUGUGCGUCUAGAAGAGCGUGGCGUAGAGGCACGGCUGGUAUAUGAAUAUUUGGAGAGGGACAGUCCAGAAAAACGAUUUCGUCUACGUUUGAUGCUACGAAUCUCGGAAGACACCGACAUAGUAGGGGUUGCGAUCAAAUGCCUGCGGUCAUUGACCUCUCAGUUCAAGCUUGUGACUGAAUCCGCAGUAGGAGUGCUCACUCUACUGCCUCAGUUGCAAGACAUUUCCGACUCCUAUGCUCCUCCAUUAGAUUGGAGUGAAGAAUCAUACGCUGACCGUACAAAGUUAUGGCGCCCAGAUCCACUAUGUUGCGCUGGCAACGCUGUUCCGUCACAUGGAGUUCCAGAGCCAGUUAUUGCUAUCGGUUUUUGUUGCUAUAUUUCAGCGCCAGACUACAUCUUGCAUAGCUCAACUGAUUCAGUGGGCACAAACGCACCACCUCUGUAUCUGGUGGCUGGCUUCGUGCCUCAUCAUAUCUGUGCAGCUCCGGGGAUCGUACUUAGCUACGGAGGCAAAGAAGAACGUGUAGGUGGUAGCAUACAACAAAUGGGGGAGAUGUUAAGAUCAAAGGCGAUCGAUUGUGUCGUUCGUCAGCCAGAGCCGACGGUCUACGAUUUGUCUCGGCACUCUCCGCAUGGUUUUGCACGCAUUACUUUGCGCAAGGCAGGCGACGAGCUAGCAUGGCCGAAACCAACGGCAGCUCCAGCACGCGGCCGGAGCGCUGCCAAGAGAAAGCGAUACAAGUUUGUUUAGAUACAAGGUCGUUUGUGCAGGUACAAGGCCCUCUCAUCCGAUAUAUGCGACUAUUUAUAAUUUGUCACCAACCAGUGUAUUGGAUAUGGGGUUGUGUUCUUCCCCUGGCAAGGUUGCUGCUACAUGUGAAUUAGCCAGUGUGGUGUCCGUCCGGUGUUUGCGUCAUUAAGAUGGCAUUUAUCUGUAUGGUGUUUCUCUGGCUGUGUUCAAUGGAACCAGCAGAGAGCUGCAAUUAUUUGAGAAAUAAAAUUAUUUUUCUGUGUUUA
Phragmites australis (common reed) is the source of this 1919-nucleotide messenger RNA. RefSeq lists its product as uncharacterized. The transcript is spliced from 2 exons. The coding region runs from base 316 to 1653 and encodes 445 amino acids. The record is from RefSeq and is a predicted model, not a curated record. Lineage: Eukaryota; Viridiplantae; Streptophyta; Magnoliopsida; Poales; Poaceae.